UUGUCUGGCGAACGUGGAGGCCCAGGGGCUUUCGCGGGGUCGCUGCGGUGGCCCGAGCGGGCCAGCCCCUGCUGGCGUCCCCCGGGGUGACAGGCGACGGAUCCGAGCGCAUGGAGAGUCCGGACCGCGUGCGCCGGGUUGUGCCUUCGGUGCAGGCGCCGAGCCGGGAAGGCUGGGGAGUCGGAGGGGUGUUUUCAAUUCAUUCGAGAAAAGCUCGCUUUGAAACCGGGAAACUUUUCCUUGGAGUUCCGGGAAGGGGGAUCGACUGUUGUGAUGGUUUCACUGGUCUUGCUGGUCUAGCCACGCUGUUUUGUUUCUUGGGGACUGCUUUCCGCCGUGAGUAUUGUCAGAGGGGCAGAGGCCGUCCGGGCUGCUCCGAGGUGACGAUUUGGGGGUUCAGAGAAACCACCUCUAGGCAGCAGCGGAUCUCCAAAGGAAGGUGAUGCCCUUUUGCCGAACCUUGGGAGCUGAUCUGGAACCCACCUCUGCCUCCUACAAGACCCCAUCAGAGCGCUGGGCCCAAGAUGAACUCGCAUCCUAUCGGCUCACAGUGCUCCAGACCCUUCGACUGAACCCCGAGAGCCCAAAAAUGUCUGCGUGCAGCGACUUUGUGGAGCACAUCUGGAAACCCGGGUCUUGCAAGAACUGCUUCUGCUUACGGAGCGACCACCAGCUGACGGCCGGCCAUCCCAAGGCUAGAGCAAGCAGCCUACCCACCGUAAGUCGCCUGCCUGCCAGGCCCGAGAACUGCCGCCUGGAAGAUGAAGGUGUGAAUGGCUUGGCCUACACAAAACCCACUAUUGCUGUAAAGCCCACCAUGAUGAGUUCUGAGGCCUCCGACUUGUGGACCGAGGCCAGCCUGAGUGCUGAAGUCCCCAAGGUCAACUGGAGAAGAGCCGCCGGCAAGCUCCCGCUCCAGAAGCAGGAAGAUGGGCCGAUCGUUUACCUAGGCAGCUUCCGAGGAAUGCAGAAGCCUCCGGGCUCCCUUGCCUGCGCAGAUGGCAGCUCUUGCUGUCCCCCAGCCUACACCAUGGUUGGACUUCACAACCUAGAGGCCCGAGUGGAGAGGAACACUGCCUUUCAACCAGUGAGCUUCCAGGAAGAGAAGCCUGGGAGGGAAGAGCUUCCCUCGGCUCAGGAGAGCUUCCGCCAGAAGCUAGCUGCCUUUGCGGGGAUGACGUCCAGCUGUCCCAAGGGCCCCAGGCCCUGCCCUUCUCCACAGCCCCUGCGGGAGUCCCUGCCCUCAGAGGAUGACAGUGACCAAAGAUGCUCACCCUCCGGAGACAGCGAAGGUGGAGAGUACUGCUCCAUUCUGGACUGUUGUCCAGAAUCCAAGGAUGCUGUGCACAGCACCGAGGGCUCUGGCAGACGGGGCGGGGACUGCUCACCCAUGUGCUGGGAGAAAGGGACAGGUACAAGACCAACGGACGAGGAAAAGCGGGUUCUGAACUUCCCCAGAGAGUGUUGUGUCCAGGGAUCCACAGCAAACCCAUCUUGUCUGGGCCCCAAGAAGCCAUCCCUCAACUCAGAGGCGGCCAGCUCUUCCGACGGCCUGUCCUGUGGCAGCAGCCGCAGCGGGGCCAGCAGCCCCUUCGCGCCCCACCUUGACAACGACUACUGCUCUCUGGUGAAGGAACCUGCCCUGGGGAAGCAGCAGGACUCCGGCUGCCAUGUCAUCACCUCUGGCAAAUGUGGGGGCCAAGCUGGGGAGCUCCAGCCCCCAGCCCUUCCUAGGGAGGCUGGGCCGCCUGAACCCAUCUACGCGGAAAGUACCAAGAGGAAGAAGGCUGGGCCGGUGCCCUCGAGGCCCGAGACCAAGGCAGAGCCGGUAGCCGCUGGCCACAGCCAGGGCCCAGUGUGGACAGGUGAUACCUGGGCUCAGAAGACAUCCUCUGGCUGGAGCCAGGACAGGGAAGGCACAAAUAUGGCACCUCAGGUGGCAACCACCAUUACCGUCAUUGCUGCCCAUCCAGAAGAGGACCACAGGACUAUCUAUCUGAGCAGUCCUGACUCCGCGGUGGGGGUGCAGUGGCCACGCGGGCCUGUGAACCAGGACAUACAGGCUGGCGAAGAGGAACCCUCGGCUGUGAAGGGGCUAAGCUCACGGGAGAGCCAUCCCCAUAAUGCGACUGAAAACAUGCCCAAGGAGAAGCCCGCCAUUCCUCCUAAGCUGUCUAAAAGCAGCCCAGGAGGGUCCCCAGCAUCACCGGCAGCCUCCCCUCUGGCUGACCACAGUGAUGGGAACACUGGUGGCAGCAGCGUUGGACCCCAGCUUUUGUCUAGAGUUCCUGCUAAUCGGACUUCUUCCUGCCCGACCAAUGGCGUCGCCACUGGGGACCCUGCCAAGUGUCCCCCACCAGCCACCUCCUCUUCAGCCCUGGACCAGAGACGUCCAAGAUACCAGACUGGCGCUUGGAGCCGCCAGUGUCGCAUAGAGGAAGAGAAGGAGGUCGGGCAGGAGUUGUUGAGUCAAAGUUGGGGGAGAGAAGUGGAAAAUGGUACCACAGACCAUUCAAACUCCUCUACCUGGCACCGGCUCCAUCCUACUGACGGCUCCUCCUCCUCCGGGCAGAGCGGCAAGGCUAGCACUGGGAUGAGCAAAUCGGCUUCCUUUGCCUUUGAGUUCCCCAAGGACAGAGGCAGGAUGGAGGCGUUCUCACCCCCUCCCCCACCUCCGAAGUCAAGGCACCUGUUAAAAAUGAACAAGAGCAGCUCUGACUUGGAAAAAGUGAGCCAGAGUUCCGCAGAAAGCCUCAGCCCGUCCUUCAGAGGGGCCCACGUCAGCUUCACCACGGGCUCCACGGACAGCCUCGCCUCAGACUCCCGGACCUGCAGCGAUGGAGGUCCAUCGUAUGAACCUGCCCACUCACCCACCAUCAGCGGGAAAAAACUCUUUGCUCCUAUCCCUUUUCCGUCAGGCUCCACCGAGGAUGUGUCCCCCAGUGGUCCUGUGCAGCCUCCUCCUCUGCCCCAGAAGAAGAUAGUGAGCCGAGCAGCCUCGUCCCCCGAUGGCUUCUUCUGGACCCAAGGCUCCCCUAAGCCACGGACCGCCAGUCCCAAGCUGAACCUAAGCCACUCAGAAACCAAUGUGUGUGUCCACGAUGAGCCUCCUUUUAGCUAUCCCUUAAACUCCGGAGACCAUUCCCAUCCUGUCUUCUCCUCUUCCGAGCCUCUGGAGAAAGCUUUCAAAGGCAGUGCCCCCUGGGGUCCAGCUCUGGGGCUGGCGGGCAGCAAAGCUGGCUGUGGGAGCCCCAGUCUCCCGUGCAGAGCGGCCACGUCCACCUCGUCUUCCCAGCUCAGCGUGUCCAGCCAGACCUCCUCCAGCAGCACCCAGCUUCAGCUGCACAGCCUGUUGAGUAGCAUCAGCAGCAAGGAGGGCACCUAUGCCAAGCUGGGGGGCCUCUACACGCAGUCCCUGGCCCGCCUGGUGACCAAGUGCGAAGACCUCUUCAUGGGCGGCCAGAAAAAAGAACUGCGCUUCAAUGAGAAUAACUGGUCACUCUUCAAGUUGACGUGCAACAAGCCUUGUUGCGACUCCGGGGAUGCAAUUUACUACUGUGCCACCUGCUCCGAGGACCCUGGCAGCACCUAUGCUGUGAAGAUCUGCAAAACCCCGGAACCCAAAUCAGCCUCUUACUGCAGCCCAUCUGUGCCCGUGCACUUCAACAUCCAGCAAGACUGCGGCCACUUCGUGGCCUCUGUACCCUCCAGCAUGCUCGCUUCCCCGGACACAUCCAGCAAGGACCCUGCGCCUGCCGCCCCCUCACAUUCCCCUGCCCAGGAGCAGGACUGCGUGGUGGUCAUCACCCGGGAGGUGCCUCACCAGACGGCCUCGGACUUCGUGCGGGACUCUACAGCCAGCCACCGGGCCGAGCCUGAAGUUUACGAGCGGCGGGUGUGCUUCCUGCUACUGCAGCUCUGCAAUGGGCUGGAGCACCUGAAGGAGCACGGGAUCAUCCACCGGGACCUGUGUCUGGAGAACCUGCUGCUAGCGCAUUGUAACCCUCAGGGCUCCACUGGGCCCUCUGCCACUCCCACCGUGCCCACCACCACCACCACCACCACCACAUCCCGGUGCCCCUCUGCCAUGCCCACAGCCACCGCUGCCUGCCGGGGAGGGCCUGGUGAGAAGCACCUGCCCCGGCUCAUCAUCAGCAACUUCCUGAAGGCCAAGCAGAAGCCAGGCGGCACCACCAACCUGCAACAGAAGAAGAGCCAGGCCCGGCUGGCCCCGGAGAUUGUGUCUGCCUCCCAGUACCGCAAAUUUGAUGAGUUCCAGACGGGCAUCCUCAUCUAUGAGCUGCUCCACCAGCCCAACCCAUUCGAGGUGCGGGCCCAGCUCCGGGAGCGGGAUUACCGGCGGGAGGACUUACCCCCACUACCCACCCUGUCCCUCUACUCUCCGGGCCUGCAGCAGCUGGCUCACCUGCUGCUCGAGGCGGACCCCAUUAAGCGCAUCCGCAUAGGUGAGGCUAAGCGGGUGCUACAGUGCUUGUUGUGGGGGCCCCGGCGGGAGCUGGUGGAGCAGCCGUGCACCUCGGAGGAGGUGUUGUGUAGCACCCUGCACAACUGGAUCGACAUGAAGCGAGCCCUGAUGAUGAUGAAGUUUGCGGAGAAGGCUGUGGACCGAAGGCGGGGUGUGGAGCUGGAAGACUGGUUGUGUUGCCAGUACCUGGCCUCGGCAGAGCCCGGGGCCCUCUUACAGUCCCUGAAGCUCCUGCAACUUCUCUGAACCACCAGCCAGGCAUUUCCACCUCCGCCUUCCACACCCGCCCCGGGGCCCUUGCCUUGCCUGCAUCCGGGUUACCCUGGGAAAUGGUACAAAUGACUGCCGUCCUUGGAUGUAAUAUUUUAUACAUAUAUAUACAUAUAUAAUAUAAAUAUGAAAGACCGAGGGUGUCAUUUCACACACGCCAGCCCCCUCUCCUCACAGAGCCCCCACACCACCACCACCACCACCACCACCACCACCACCACCACCACCACCACCACCUCUGUAAUUAUGUACAGUUCCAGCUUUAUGCCAGGUCCUGAGGACAGUUCCACCGACAGAACCAAGCUUAGACUCCGACCUCACUACCCCAUUAUGGAGUCUCCUCACCCUUUUGUCAAAUUGUUAUUUAAAAAACAACCUCCACAAUAAAUAAAAAGUAAAAAAAA
Molecule: messenger RNA, 5160 nt
Organism: Peromyscus californicus insignis
Lineage: Eukaryota; Metazoa; Chordata; Mammalia; Rodentia; Cricetidae
Gene: Prag1
Product: PEAK1 related, kinase-activating pseudokinase 1
Exons: 6
Coding region: 443-4732 (1429 amino acids)
Biological process (GO): protein phosphorylation
Molecular function (GO): ATP binding; protein kinase activity
Source: RefSeq, a predicted model, not a curated record